AGUUAAAAGAUAACACUUGAGCACAGAUCCUCUGCCCUCAUGAGUCAGAUCCAGCUUUGCUCACAGACAUGACACCACAGAGUGAGAAUGUGCCAACUGAGCUGAGGCAACCAGCACUAAUAAGGAGAGGAGAGUUGGGGCUCCUCACACUCACUGUUUUCCAUUUGCCCACGCCGGCAGGCAGGCUGGGAUGAGGGGCUAAAAUGUGGCUUUUUAAAAGAAGAGAUCAACGCACAAGAGGUGAAACAGGGCAAUGACCUUCAGUCACGACUUCCUGCCUAUACACAGGUCACAUCAACUUUUAAAGUCAAUCUGGGAGAUAAGCUGCCUCUGUUUCCCUGGUUCAGUCACAAAAGGGGUGCACCCGGCCUCCAAAGGAUGGCUACGCAGGUUUUUACUGCUGAAGCUGGUGACGGUGCUGCUGUUCCCCCAUGGGGUGGGCCUCCCCCUGCUCCUGGGCUGUGUAUUCAGCCUGCGCGCUCUGUUGCUCCUGCGCUCCCCUCACAUCUCCACCAAGCCCUCCACUGUCCUCCUGAGCCAGCUGGCUCUCUCAGAUAGCCUUGUGCUGCUGCACUGGGCGCUUCGGCUGGGAGUGACGCUGGGGAGGUGGAUGGAGGAGGUGGGCUGGAAGGCGGAGGUGAGUUUUAUGAAGGAGGGGAAAUCGGUUUGGUGGAGAGAGGCUGCAAAAGUGCUCUGUCAUCAGCUGCUUGAUGCACAUCAGCUGGCCUCUCUGCUGCUGCUGGGUCUGCUGGGACUCGAGGCCACGCUGGUGUCACGCUGGCCUCAGCAGACUCGGAAAUUCAGGACUUCUCGCUGGGCGCAGCUCAGCUGCCGUCUGGCCUGGAUGCUUGUGCUGCUGGAACUCACGUCUUUGCUACACUUCAAAACUUUGCAGGACUUCAGACUUCAGAUGUACCCCUCAGCAUUUCAUCGUCCUGGCAUCAUGCUUCCCCCCUCCCUGCCUACUCUCUCGUGUUAUCUGAGGAAGAUGUUAUGGCUGGUGAAUUCAUGGCUGCAUUACGCCAUCUUCUAUGGUCAACCACAGAGGAGAAAGAGUUGCUAUCAUUAGACCUUUGUAACAGGAGGGGAAAUGGUUGCAUUUAUACAAAAACAAAAUCUUAUUUCUAAAAACUUACUUUACAAGUCAGACUAUGUAAGCUUUCCUGCGAAUAAUCUGUCAUACAGACUAUUAUAGUUAUAAUAGUCUAGUUAUAAAACCAAUAAAAAGUUAUACUAAUAUUAUUGUUAAAAAACAGAAUGCUCUAUAAAUGUUGAUAAACAUGAAUGUUACUACAGAAAGCAAGGUAGAAGUUGCACUGGGCCUUCUGUUCAGCUGGAACAGGAAAUACAAGUGUCUCAUACUUACAGUAUUCAUAAAUAGACAACUAAUCAGUGACUAAUCUGUCAUCUGCAUUUGCAUUUGCAUAGCCACUUAUCCAGUUCAGGAGCUUCAGAGUAAAGUGAAAGUGAAUUAUAUAAAUUCAAAGCUUUAUUUUCAUCAAGGAAAUCAUCAAGGAAAAUUAGCUUAAUGAAUGAUCUGAUGAAUUUGCUUUAAAAAUUAAUAACAUUUUAAUUCCUUUAAAUGAUCUUUAAUUUGAGUCCACCUGUUGCCCUAUGACAGCUGAUGUAGGCUCCAGCUUAUCCCAGCAACCCUGAUAAGGAUACGAGGAAAAGAGAAUGGAUGGACUUUUCAUUUGUAUCAUAUUUGCUUUAUCUGGUAUUUGAAAAGGUUUUUUUGGGGGAAAGUUGCACUCUAUGUAUCAAAUGUGAUACACUAGGCAUCGAGGGGGUUAAUCUUUGGAAUUUUUGUGUUUUAUCUGUUACAGGCGGAGCCAUGCACUAAAACGUUCCCUGCUUUCACUGCAUCUGUUUGAGUCUUAAUGGCACUAUAAUUUACAAAAUUAAUGUAAUGCUAUAUUCAGUAAGAGUUAAAACAUGUGACUAUAACCAUUAACUCAUUAGGAAGCUCUUUACUGAGGUCACAUAUGAAUGUAACUUCUAAACAAUUCUUUUCUUUGUAUCCAGAGUCGUCACACCCUGCUCGGCACAACGAUUCAAAAAGAAUUCACGUUUAAGCCGUUUCACUUUUCAGUAGCCACAUUUAAUGCCCAUCUUUUAUAUACAGGGUUUUAUGAACUGAGCAGAGAAACGUCUGAGUGUAAGAAUUAAAAAGUUUUAAAAGAUUUUUAAUUCUUAUAAAUGCAACUUUUCAUGUGUAAACACAAACUAAAAGCAAGUUUUGUUUUUUUUAACAUUACUUGGGGUAACAUUUGAAAAGUGCUUAGAGUUUAAAAUGAUGUAUUGGCAUUUAUUAUCAAAAAAACGAAUACUUUUAGCACACACAUUAUGACACAUCCAUUAAAUGGGAAUCUGAACACACACGGCUUUCACACUUGAUUUUUGAGAGGCUUAUAUGACAUGAUCAGCUUUACGUGCAAAUGUGCUCUCACUUGUUGUCUCUCCCUUAUUUAAACUGGCAGCCAGCCCAGGAAAUGGUGUUAAUACCAGAGUACAACACAAUAAAAUGUUUGCGUGGUAAAACCA
Molecule: messenger RNA, 2544 nt
Organism: Oreochromis niloticus (Nile tilapia)
Lineage: Eukaryota; Metazoa; Chordata; Actinopteri; Cichliformes; Cichlidae
Exons: 2
Coding region: 254-1069 (271 amino acids)
Source: RefSeq, a predicted model, not a curated record